AUGUUGGAAGAACUCAACAAGUCAAACAACACCUGUUUAAAGAGAAACCAGUGUAUCUUGCAGGCCAAGACCUUGGCUGUGCACCCCCACACUGGCAGUGCUAUUGGUACGGCCCGCGCCCCCCCACCCCCGCGCCGCUGGUGGUAUCGCCCGCCAGGCCCCGCCCCCGCAUGCGGCGGUCGCGUUGCCACGGCAACGGCCCGGGCCUCGGGCGGGACAGACUGGGACGAGGGGCCGAGCGGCGGCACCGGCGGGAUGUCCAGCCGGCAGCAGAUGCAAACCAGCGGCGGCUUCUCGAACUGUGCCAAAGCCCCGUACACCAGGGAGACCGUGGAUGUGCUGAGGGAGAUGAUGCAUGAAUCCAAACUGAAUAAGUUCCAGCUGAGGCAGCUUAACAGGAGGCUCCAGGAGGGUGAUUCAUUACCUGUGAGUUGCAAUCCCAAUUCUAGCCUGGUUUUAGACUCCGCUCCACUGCCACCAGCCACCCCUGUCCGAGCCCAGCUACCCACCAAGCCACAACUACGCACUGCAGAAAGCUGCCGUGCUGGUGAUGCAUACCAGCGGGAAAGAUUUCGGCCUCGACCAACAAGAAACUUGGAGAGAGAAAAGCAGCGGCUGCAAAACAUUAUGGCGACUGGGAAGGACGGUCCAACGCCAGACACAAAACAAAAACACAAAGAGGAGGAAGAAGAAGAGAAGCCAGAAAUUGACCGGUUCGACGAGUUGUGCGAUGAGAUUGAAGAGAGACGGCAGUUCCUGGAGCAAAUGGAAUCUUUUGGUCGAGGGAAAGAAUUCCGCGGAAUCAUUCACACUGAAAUUUCCCAGAAACUGCGGGAGAUGGAGGAGAUCGACAGAAGGAGGAGCAGUGAGUUGAAGCAACAAAUGGAGAUGGACAAGAUGAAGAAAGAAUAUGCAUGCUCAUAGCUUUACACCAGAUAUCAAAAUAAAAAUAAUUAAAACUUA
Messenger RNA from Amblyraja radiata (thorny skate), 963 nucleotides. It is a transcript of the gene c38h22orf23, whose product is annotated as chromosome 38 C22orf23 homolog. The record is from RefSeq and is a predicted model, not a curated record. NCBI's taxonomy places the organism in Eukaryota, Metazoa, Chordata, Chondrichthyes, Rajiformes, Rajidae. Bases 1 to 924 code for a protein of 307 amino acids. The transcript has 7 exons.